ACGGCUUUCCAAGGCUCCCUCCGCAGGGUCAGACACACUUUUUCAUAACACAUUUUCACUCUGCCACUAACACAGUUCAUUUCAAAAGCUAAAACUAGUAAUUCAGUCCGAAUUUACUACAGGCAUAUGUAUUCUUGUCGUUCACACUAGACACAUGUUUCGGCGCUCACACACAAACUAAUGUUUUAUCGGACCUACUUCUUCUACUAUCGUUGACAGGCAGUGCUUCGGUCGAUCCGAAACAUGGCCUCCAUGAUGGAGCGUACGCUUUAACUUUAAUUUUCGCGUUUUAGAGGUGAAAAUCACGCUUUUUAUUUCAACCUCAAGGGAAUGUUUCGUCGGAAAAUAUUAUGUCAACCCUAUGAAACAAAUGCUAUCACUCGGAGAAGUUCGUUGCUGGAAUUAAAAUCGGUUUAAGUUGGCUGCAAAGCUGGAGAGGAAAAAGAGAAUUGCAUCAAUUCCAAUGCCAUCAGGGGCUCAGUCUCAGGAGCUUCGGGACAGGGGCCCGCCUCCUCCUGUCACUCGUGCCGGACGCAGCGCCGGAUUGGCCAAGGCGGCUGCCAGCAGUCCUACCCCUGAGAAGCGGCCGCGCGGGCGACCUCGGAAAGACGGGAGUACCGGCCGCUCCGCGCUGCCGCCGACUCCACCCCCCCCAACUCCCCCGCCACAAUCAAGGACAAACCGGAGGAGUCGAAGUCGAAAUCAGGAUGAAGACACCCGGAGUCCAACAGCGAAGAAAACGCCACAGAAAACAGAGGUUAAAGAGUUGAAGCCAGUGGGCCGACGACGAUCAGCUUCAAGAAAAAAAUCCACCCCCGAUCCCGAACCAGAUCCCGAUCCUGAACCAGUACCCACAGAGGACAGGCUCAGUCCACAACCAGAGCAGAACCCCACCCCUGCCCCAUCGGACACUGAACGGGACUCCCCCUCCAAGGAUGACCUGGCAGUGCAGAGCCCAAACCCAGACCCCGGCCCAGGGGACGCAGACAGAGCCAGCCCCAUCCCUCCGCCUGUCGGCACGGAGUGUCAGCCGGACCCUGGACUAGCUUCUGAUCAUGGAGGAGGGCCACCGGCCGAUCCUGUCCCCGCUUCCCCAGUGAACACCCCAGUCAGUAGCCCUGGUCCUAGCCUGAGAGCAGAGCCUGAACCUGGGGAACACCACCGACCCAGCCCUGACGCUAGUCACACACCGUUGGAGGAUUCUCCUCAUCUUUCCCCCACUCUCAUGGAAGCCACAUGUAAUGCUACGCCGAGCGCUACGGAGGGCCCACCUAAUGCCAGUCCUGGCCCAAUGGAGGAAGGUACCAGCCCUCAAAGUCCCAGCCCAGUGGGAGGCAGUUGUUCGGCUAGUCCUCUCCCUCUAGAGGCUAGCUGUACUGCUGGCCCUCCGCCUGUGGAAGGUACAUGUCCUCAGAGCCCUGUGCAGGAUCCAUGUCCUCCUAUUCCCAGCCCUGUGGAGGAUCCCUCUCUUUGUAGCCUCAGUCCGGUGCAGGAACAGUGUCUUCCACAGGACGGUAGCAGCAUGGUAGAGGAGCAGUGUCUUCCGCAGGGCAGUAGCCCUGUGGUGGAGGUGGAGUGCCCUCCCAGCCCCAUGGUGGAGCAGUCUCCACGUAGCCCCGCCCCGGUGUUGGAUCCAUGCCCCUGUAGCCUGAGCCCCGUGGAGCUUACUUGUCCCGGCAGCCCCAGCUCUGUGGAGGAGGAGUACUGUCCGCACAGUCCUUUGCCUAUGGAGACCACUGGGGAGAGGGAUAGCCCAACGCUUCAGAGCCCUGUUCCCAGCCCUGUUCCCAGCCCUGUUCCCAGCCCUGUUCCCAGCCCUGUUCCCAGCCCUGUUCCCAGCCCUGUUCCCAGCCCUGUUCCCAGCCCUGUUCCCAGCCCUGUUCCCAGCCCUGUUCCCAGCCCUGUUCCCAGCCCCUGCCAGAGCCCGUGCCCCAGGUUGAGCUACAGUCCUGGGCAGGAGGAGGACUCUCUGUCCCCCUUGUUCCACUGUUCCCUGUCAGACGAUUCUGGAGGUUCGCCGGCCCCCUCCCUCGGGCAUGCCAAAAAACGAGUCAAGCAGUGUGCCUUCUGUUACCGUGGUGACGACCCUCCCCUGGGUCAGGGUCACCUGGUGGUGUUCGGACCCACGCCGGGCUAUAUUCCCCUCCACAUCCUCAACCGCCGCGCCUCCCCGGACCGCGAUAACGAUUGCCAUGACGACUGCUACCAAGUCGACCAGGGGGCUCGCACGUGCGGGAGUCCGGAUGGUUCUGGUUCCAACGAUGAGGAGAUGGACCAGAGGACAUCCACAGAGUUCAUACAACAACUGGGUGCAAUCGGGCUGCCCCACGACAUCAAUGUCCAAUCACUGUUUGAUCCCACAGGCCAGUGCUGUGCCCACCUGCAGUGUGCAUCAUGGUCAGAAGGGGUGUGCCGAGGGGAGGGCCAAUCAUUGCUCUACGUCGACAAAGCCAUCGACUCAGGAAGCACACAGGUGUGCGUGUUCUGUCUUCGCCUGGGGGCGUCGCUACGUUGCCAGGAGACGGGCUGUGGGCGGAGCUACCACUACCCAUGUGCUGCAGCAGCCGGGGCACACCAAGACUGGGAGCAGAGACGCACGUUUUGUACCCGGCAUACACCUGCAGUUUCGUCACAGUGUGUGUUGUGUUCGGAUGCGGGGGACGUCGGCAACCAGUUGAUGUGUUGUUGUUGUGGUAAUCGUUACCAUGGUAGCUGCCAGGACCCCCCCAUAACGCCAACCCCUCUUUGUAGGGCUGGAUGGCAGUGUCCUCUAUGUAGGGUCUGCCAGACCUGCAGGUUGCAAGGAGAUGAAAAUGCGCUGCUAGUCUGUGAGUGGUGUGAUAAAGCAUAUCACAUGCAUUGUCUUGCACCUGCCUGGGAAGAAACGCCUGGAAACCGCUGGAGGUGUAAGAACUGUCGUGUGUGCAAACGGUGUGGAGUGAGAUCUUCAGGUCAGUGGGCCAAUCACCUUACUCUGUGUGAGUCGUGUGACCCUGGCCUGCCCUGCCCACUCUGCGACCAGGCUUCAGAUCCCUCUUCCAUGCAAAACCAUCUCACCUGUUGCACCUGCUAUAGGUCUGUCCAUGUGCAGUGCGCUGGACAGGUCGCCACAUUGGAUCCCGACAGCUACACUUGCUCCUUCUGCAAGGCUCUGGAGGACUCUACCUCAAAUGCUUUCGGAAUGCAAAGCCCCGCACAGACUCUGUCCCUCUCAGAGACUCCGCCUGUCAGCUAUACUGAGGACAUGCCAUCGUCUCCACAUGCCCCACCCUCGUCUUCACAGCCUCCACCUUCCCCCACUGAGGCUCUGCCCUCUUCUAUACAGGCCCUACUCAUGCUGCCACAGCAUUCACUUUCACUGCCACAGGCUUCAUCCCCUUCAAAACAAAUGCCUCUGUCACCAGUUCAAGCCCCGCCUUCUCCCGUACAAUUCCCGCCUUCUCCUGUACAACUCUCGUUUUGUCCUUUAGAAGCCCCGCCCUCUCCGGUUCGAGCCCCGCUCUCUCCUGUUCGAGCCCCGCUCUCUCCUGUUCAAGCCCCGCCCUCUCCUGUUCAAGCCCCGCCCUCUCCUGUUCAAGCCCCGCCCUCUCCUGUUCAAGCCCCGCCUUCUCCUGUGCAAGCCCCGCCAUCUCCUGUGCAAGCCCCGCCAUCUCCUGUGCAAGCCCCGCCAUCUCCUGUGCAAGCCCCGCCAUCUCCUGUGCAAGCCCCGCCAUCUCCUGUGCAAGCCCCGCCAUCUCCUGUGCAAGCCCCGCCAUCACCUGUGCAAACCCCGCCUUCACCUGUGCAAGCCCCGCCUUCACCUGUACAUGCCCCGCCUUCACCUGUGCAAUCCCCAACUUUACUUGUACAAGCCCAACUGUCUCCGGCUCAAGUCCUGGAAGCCCCGAAGUCUCCUGUACAAGCUCUAGAGGCCUUGGAGUCUCCUGUACGAGCUCUAGAAGCCCAGGAGUCUCUUGAACAAGCUCUAGAAGAACAGCAGUCUCUUGAACAAGCUCUAGAAGACCAGCAGUCUCCUGUACAAGCUCUAGAGGCCCCGGAGUCUCCUGUACAAGCUCUAGAGGCCCCGGAGUCUCCUGUACAAGCUCUAGAAGACCUGGAGCCUCCGGUACAAGCUCUAGAGGCCCCAGAGUCUCCUGUACAAGCUCUAGAGGCCCCAGAGUCUCCUGUACAAGCUCUAGAAGACCUGGAGCCUCCGGUACAAGCUCUAGAGGCCCCAGAGUCUCCUGUACAAGCUAUUGAAGCCCCACUGUCUCCUGUACACGUCCCCUCCUCUCCUGUACAAGCCCCACCUUCUCCUGUACAAGCCCCACCUCCUGUCCGAGCCCCCACCUCUCCUGUACAAGCCCCACCCUCUCCUGUUCAAACCCUGCUCCUGCUGCCACUGCCCCAGGUCUCAAUGCCACUUGCUCCUCCCUCUCCUAUACAGGGUCCUUCUCCUCUUCAAGCCCUUCCCUCUCCUGAACAAGCCCCAUGUCCUCCUGUAGAAACCAUGUACUCUCCUGUACAAGCCCCAUCCUCUCCCGUACAAGCCCUAAGAGACUCCCCUUCUCCUGUACAAGCCCUAUCCUCUCCUGUUCAAGCCCCGCCUUCUCCUGUACAAGCCCCGCCUUCUCCUGUACAAGCCCCGCCUUCUCCUGUACAAGCCCCGCCUUCUCCUGUACAAGCCCCGCCUUCUCCUGUACAACCCGCUUCCUGCUGCAUGUAA
Messenger RNA from Gadus morhua (Atlantic cod), 4705 nucleotides. Its product is annotated as histone-lysine N-methyltransferase 2D. Gene Ontology annotation, biological process: positive regulation of transcription by RNA polymerase II. The coding region runs from base 464 to 4705 and encodes 1413 amino acids. Lineage: Eukaryota; Metazoa; Chordata; Actinopteri; Gadiformes; Gadidae. The transcript is spliced from 14 exons. Gene Ontology annotation, molecular function: histone H3K4 methyltransferase activity; transcription coactivator activity. Gene Ontology annotation, cellular component: MLL3/4 complex. The record is from RefSeq and is a predicted model, not a curated record.